Molecule: messenger RNA, 669 nt
Organism: Talaromyces atroroseus
Lineage: Eukaryota; Fungi; Ascomycota; Eurotiomycetes; Eurotiales; Trichocomaceae
Exons: 5
Coding region: 1-669 (222 amino acids)
Source: RefSeq, a predicted model, not a curated record
AUGCAUUCUGCCCUUCCACAGGAUGGAGACUCAAGACGUCUUGACGUGAUCAACCGGGGAUUCAGCGGUUAUAAUACCGCCAAUGCAAGACUCUUGAUUCCAAGGAUCUUUCCCUCGGUGCAGGAUAGCCGAGUCCGAUUAAUGACCCUAUUUUUUGGCGCUAACGACGCGGUCAUGACCCAUCAUUCGCAGCAUGUGCCCCUGGAUCAGUACAAGGAGAAUCUCAGGUUCAUCCUGACGCAUCCCGUCAUCCGGGAACAUGGCACCAAAAUCAUUGUUUUGACGCCUCCCCCGAUCAAUGAAUACCAGUUGAAAUAUUUUGAUGCAGCCAAGGGCUUUGACACGCCCAGCAGAACAGCGGCCAACACCAAGCUGUAUGCCGAUGCGUGCCGCGACGUUGCUCAGUCGCUUGGUUUGCCCGUCGCUGAUAUCUGGACGGCGAUACUGAAAUCGGCCGGAUGGGAGGCUGGACAGCCGCUGACUGGAUCGAAAGAUGUCCCUCCGAAUGAGGUACUGGCGAGUCUGUUGACUGAUGGUCUCCAUUUCACCGGUGGGGGGUAUAAGAUCAUGUACGACGAAGUCAUGAAGACACUACGUGCUGCCUGGCCAGAGGAGGCGCCAGAGAGUCUGCCUGAGGUUUUUCCACCGUGGGAGAUUGCUCCAAAGUGA